Messenger RNA from Aspergillus alliaceus, 783 nucleotides. RefSeq names its product BTB/POZ domain-containing protein. Bases 1 to 783 code for a protein of 260 amino acids. Gene Ontology annotation, molecular function: protein binding. The transcript has 4 exons. NCBI's taxonomy places the organism in Eukaryota, Fungi, Ascomycota, Eurotiomycetes, Eurotiales, Aspergillaceae. The record is from RefSeq and is a predicted model, not a curated record.
AUGGAUAUGAUUGACGAAGAUCCGGAGCCAUUAAGCCCAAAAGCGACGACAACGCCAAAAGACAAGACCCCUUACUGGGAUGCUUCCUAUCGCAAAGAUGCCCUACUAACUUCAGUUUCAAAACUUUUGCUGGAUUCCCAAUAUAGUGACUUCACCAUCCUCUGUGGUGGCUACAGAUUUCCAGUCCACAAAGCAGUUAUCUGUCCUCAGUCAGAAUUCUUUGCCAAAGCAAUGAAUGGUUCCUUCUUUGAAGCCAAGUCGAACGAGAUCGUACUCCCAGACGAUCCUCUCGUUGUCCGAAUGAUGCUCGACUAUUUUUACAAGUCCGAUUACACAUUUUACAUGGAUUAUGGCUUUCCUAGCUCUAAAGGCAUAGAAGGCGUAGAUCUACCUUCGGAUAUGAUUGAUCGUCUGGAUUGCUGUGAACUGUCUCUCCAUCUCAAAGUCAUUCUUUUGGCAUACCGUCUCCUUCUCACGACAUUUCGAAACCUUGCCACUCGAAAGUUCUUUCAAGUCUUAUAUAAAGCAUCCUUUUCUACGGUCUUUCCUCGUGCUGUUAAGGAGGCAUAUGCGGCAACGACAGGUCAUCAUAGGUUAAUUCGGAGGAAUAUUGUCACUUUCGCUUUCAGAGUAUUGCACGGCCAGUGCCACAGAUGCGAUAUUGGCUACAAUUUUCCAAAGCACAUACUGGACGAAUCACCCGAGUUUACGCGUGACCUAAUGGAAAGGUGUAUUGACAGCUUGGUAGAGAAGCGGCGAGACAGGAGUGCAACUGAAGCUUGA